AUGGAGACCAGGUGCUCCAGAAAACAGGGAUGCCCUCAGGCCCGCGCGCCCUUGCUUUGGCGGACUUCCUGCUGCUCCCGUCCGGUGGAAGGGGGCAGUUAUCUCUUUGGAGGACUGUUUACAAACUCCCUAUUUUCUCUUCUUUCUCCUGCCCCACGGCUGUGCUUCAGCACGCAUUUAGGUCACGUGCAGAGCGUAUCUCGCCUCCAGUGGGAGGGAAGUGUACAGGAAAGCAUGCGGAGUGUGAGAAACUCCAGGUGUGCUAUGCUCUCUGCUCCAUGCAGUCUCUCACUCCACUUUCUUUUAUUUUCUUUCCUUUUUUUUGAGACAUUGCUCUAUCGCCAGGCUGGAGUGCAGUGGUGCAAUGUCAGCUCACUGCAACCUCCACCUCCCAUGUUCAAGCAAUUCUCCUGCCUCAGCCUCCUGAGUAGCUGGGAUGACAGGCAUGUGCCACCACGCCCAGCUAAUUUUUGUAUUUUUAGUAGAGACGGGGUGUCACUAUGUUGGCCAGGCUGGUCUGGAACUCCUGACCUCGUGAUCUGCCUGCCUCAGCCUCCCAAAGUGCUGGGA
Messenger RNA from Rhinopithecus roxellana (golden snub-nosed monkey), 570 nucleotides. RefSeq lists its product as uncharacterized. The record is from RefSeq and is a predicted model, not a curated record. NCBI's taxonomy places the organism in Eukaryota, Metazoa, Chordata, Mammalia, Primates, Cercopithecidae.